Molecule: messenger RNA, 4676 nt
Organism: Paramormyrops kingsleyae
Lineage: Eukaryota; Metazoa; Chordata; Actinopteri; Osteoglossiformes; Mormyridae
Source: RefSeq, a predicted model, not a curated record
AGAUUUCAGCCUGGAGUAGUGAAUAAUGCGUGACGGCGUCUCCGGCCGCUUCCUACGCUCCCGACGCCCUUGGGGCAGCCCCAAGUUUCGCAUGCUGUAUUUAUCGUCUUCCCAGCCUGAGGUAUCUUCCCGUCAAUGGGUUAGAAGGUGAAGCGCUACCCGGAGCGGCCGCUGCAUCCCUUUUCCGCGGCUUCUUCCUGGAAGCAUGGGGGCCGGAGCGCUGACUAUCUGUCACAACAGGGCGGCCGUGCAGAUCAGGGAGGAUGUGAAGAAGAUGGUGCAGCUGCCCAUGUUGAAGCAGAGGCCCCCCGGCGCAGGGAGAAGGCUGUUCAGCGUGCCCUUGCCAGAACUCGGAGAGCUGGGCCUGGGGGCUGCCGGCGUGCCCCUGGUCCUCAGCAGCAUGGUGGAGUUCCUCCGAGAGCACGCUCUGGAGCAGGAGGGUCUGUUCCGGGUCAAUGGGAAUGUGCGGAUGGUGGAGCGCCUCCGGCAGCGGCUGGAGAGCGGGGAGGAGGUGGACCUCCUCCAGGAGGCAGACGUGUGCACGGUGGCCAGCCUGCUGAAGCAGUUCCUGAGGGAGCUGCCAGGGGGCGUCGUCACCUGCAGCGUCCAGGAGGAGCUCCUGCAGCUGUACCAGGAGUGCGGCGAGGAGCAGUUUGGCCACGCCCUCCGACUUCGCCUCCGCCAGCUGCCCGGGGUCCACUACGGCCUGCUGAAGUACCUGUGCCACUUCCUGUCCCAGGUGGCCGAGCGCCAUGAGCAGAACCGCAUGACGGCCCUCAACCUGGCCACCGUGUUCGGGCCCAACGUCUUCCACGUCCCUCCAGGCUUCGACGGAAUGAAGGACCAGACCGUCUGCAACAAAGUCAUGGCCCUUCUGAUCCGGGACCAGCAGAACAUCUUUGAGGGUGACGCCGUGAACCCCGGAGCCCCCGCCGGAGGGCUUCCUGCAGUCCUCGAGGUUAAGCCCCUCCCCCAGGAGGCCGCGGAAAGCCCGCUUCCAGAGGAUGUCCUGCCCGGCCAGCCCGCUAAGGACGUGCCGACCCCGGUCCCUCGGACGAAGGGUGUGCAGAGCAGUGUGUCAGACAGCGAUUCGCCAAGAGGGCUGGCUGGCGAAAGCAGCACGUCUCCCCUGAGGAAGCGGGAGGUGAAGAAGAUGAGCAGCGACGGGAGUUCCCGGACCGUGCCCCAGCCAGACCUCUCAAGUGGUCUCCCACAGAUCCGCCCUCUGCCCCCCGUCCGGACCCGGGACAUGGAGCUGUCGAGCAGCGAUGUCAUCGGCAGGAGUACGGACUCUUUUAGCAGUUUCCAUGAAGAUGAGAGGCCCAUGUCUCCCUUCUACGUGAGCUCUCUGCUGUCAUCUGCCCACUGCCAGGCUCAGUCUGCAGACAGGAUUCUUGAGAGGACCAUCCACUCUGUGGUUGAGCAUCACCUCUUCAACGUCUGUGCCAAUGGUGAGCGAGGCUCGGAGGACCCGCAGCGGCAUGCGACGGCCAGGCAGAGGCGCCGGUGCCUGCAGGAGCGUGACGAGGGGCAGAGAAGCAUGAGCACAGACGACAUCGACAAAGAGAACGUUCCAGAGGAGGGGGGAAGCCACAAGGGUGAACCCGGGGGCCGGGAUGGGCGUGGAGUGAGGAAGAGGGAGGUCAAGAAAAGCCCCCUGCUGGCCGAAGUCAUGGACAACCGGGAACCUCUCCCUGAAACAGGAGGCUUAAAUGUGUCACCGGUGCAAGACCAAACAGGAGAAAUCAGCAUGGAGCCUCAGUGUGGGAGGAGAGAUAAUUGCAAACGAAGCUCCGAAAUUCCCUCACAGACGUCUACGAUGAAGAUCCAGGAGACGCAGAGCGAUUUGGGGAGGGUGGACGGCUGCGAAGAGGUUCCCCGGCUGGAUCUGUCCACCCUGAUGGAGGAGAGCCACUGGGGAGAUUCACCCUUCUUUACUGUCCCUUUCCUUGAUUUCAAAAGUAUUUGCCAGCUGAGCUGGUAUGAGGCAGAUCCUGUGCCGGCCUACUCGUCCUGGCAGAGGGAGAGCAUGGACCGGGAGGAGGCCCGCCUGUCUCCACACACCGGAGGCGGCCGGCUGAUCCGCCAGCUGUUGGCAGAGGGCAGUGACCCCAUGCUGUCCCCACGCUUCCAAACCUAUGGGCACUGCCCCCAGUACCUAGAGGACACUGAAGUGCCACCCUCCCCUCCAAAUGCCCACUCCUUCAUGAGCCGCCGUCGGAGCUCCUCCCUGGGCUCCUGCGAGGAUGACAGAGGGGAGUUGACGUCUGCCCAGAUCUCCAAGAAGAUCCACACCCUGAAGAAGAAGAUCCGAAAGUACGAGGAGAAGUUUGAGGAGGAGCGAAAGUACAGGCCCUCCCACAGCGACAAGGCAGCCAAUCCAGAAGUGCUGAGAUGGAUGAAUGAACUUUCAAAGCUGCGCAAAGACCUGAAAGAGCACCAGCUGUUGAAGUCUGAGGAGGAUCUUCCUCCACUCACCCGUCAGCGCAGCAACACGCUGCCCAAGAGCUUCGGCUCACAGCUGGAGAGGAAGACCCCGGAGAAAGCUCCCCAGCCGCCCGUGGAGAGCACACUGGAGGCCGUGCAGAAGAAACUUCUGGAGAAGAGGCAGGAGGCUGGCCGUCCGGAGGACAUCAAGGAUAUGACACGGGAACAGAUUGGUGCAGAGAAGGUGGCUCUACAGAAGGCCCUGCUUUAUUAUGAGAGCAUUCAUGGCAGACCGGUCACAAAUGGGGAGAGGCAAGUCAUGAAGCCGCUGUACGAUAGAUACCGACUGGUGAAGCAGAUUCUGUCUAGGGCGUCGGCCAUCCCUGUUAUUGGCUCCCCCUCCAGCAAGCGACGAGGGCCUCUGCUUCAGCCCAUUAUCGAGGGAGUGCCUGCACUCUUCUUCGACAAAGUCAAGGAGGAGGAGGAUGGGUCUGAGGAAGAUGGCGAAGCCAAGACCCAGCUUUCGGUCACGGCCAUACCGGAGUUCAGCAUGCUUGGGUUCCUGGAGCACCUAGAAGAGGAGGCGGAUGGCUUCGUUUCCCCUGUGGAUGAGCUGUCUCCGUCCAAGGGCAGCGCUGACAUGCGUCUCUCCAACCUUCACUCUGCCACCAUGCAGGAGCUCAUGGAGCAGCUGCAGGAGGCACGGGAGGAGAAGAAGCGUCUGCGCAAGAACCUCCGGGAUUUUGAAGACCAGUUUUUCCGGCAAAAUGGAAGAAGCGUCCAGAAGGAAGACCGCUCCCCUCUGGCCGAGGAGUACAGUGAGUACAAGCAUGUGAAGGCCAAGCUCAAGCUCCUUGAGGUUCUCAUCAGCAAAAGAGACUCUGGCAAGGUGAUCUAGGAUGACGAGCAGAAGAACGCAGUCACAGACACAAGUACACUGUAGCCAUAAGCUCGUCCCUGAAAGACGGAGAUUACCAGGGACUUCACACUUCCCACGUGGAUCCAGCGGCCUCAAGGGCUUCCCCCCCCCCCGGAACCAAGGAAUGAUUGGGAAGCAUGGACUAUGUUUCUGAAGGCGAGGCAGACAGCAUGUUCCUGUCCAACAGGACUUUGGAGAACAAAUUUUUAUCUGGAAACGUAUCCAGAUCAAUAUUUUCUGAAGGAAUCGUUAACCACACUGCUUAAGAAAAAUGUAUUUUAUAACUCAUUUAUUUAUUAUAUAUACCCUACAUUUGAUUAUUGGUAUAAGGUACCAAACUGUGGGGAGGAUUUUAAUCAAAUAUUUUUUCUGCAGUGCUGAUGGGGCAGGGGGAAUACCUUAAAACGCCUGUAGUUUAGUGUUAAGAGCGUUGAGAAUCAAAUUCCAGACUGAAUUUACCAGUGAAGAACAUGACACAGGGAGGGCGUCAUGUUUUAGGCCUUUCAAUGUUUUUAAGGACAGAAUCAGCAGGCAAUCUGUUUGCUGAGCUGGUCUGACUAUACGUCUGCUGCUGUUAACGGCUUGCCCUUGUCAAGCCGGACAAACCAGCAUUUCUGCACCGUGUGUUAUUUUGCCGCAGUUACUCUUGGAUAUGGGACAGAAUUUUGUGUGUGCAUACAGGUCCUCUACCCAGAUUUCAGUCCUUAUCUAAUAUCUACUGCCAUGUUGUCCCUUACUGUAUGUUAAGCAUGAGUUACUGCAAUUCUGAAAAAAUGCAGCCCUCUUCACUUAUUUAUUCAUGUCUGUUUUAUCUGCCUGAUUAUGCAAAGGAAACGUUAAGGAAAACAGAGGAUCAUUUGUAAGGUACAAUUACAGCUGUAGCUUCUUGCUGUUGCCGCCCAAAGAUGAUGACGUGGCUCCUCUGUAAAAUAAGGCAAAUGUGCAUAUUUGCUGUAAGCCCCUUGACCUGUAACGCUGAUGACUUCCAGAUAUUGUAGCUCGUGCUGAUGCUGUUAAAAAUCCAUUCUGUUACUGGUGUUCUACAGUUGGCACAGAAUCCUUGCUGCAGAGGUUGUAUGCACGGUGAUUGUAUACUAUAGACACUACACUUAUGCCCCCCCCCCCCAACUCCUUUCCCGCUCUUUUCUCUUCCUGCAGCUGGCUUCUCCUGUCUAAUCAGGGCAAGUACUUUCUUUUUCCCCCAAUGAUGGAAAAUGUGGGACUUUUUCUGAAAGUGAACACUGGUGUAAUGAACAUGGGUGUGUACAUUUUAGUACAUAAUUGUAUUUGUAUUUUGUACAUAUUAUAUAAAGAACCUAUUUUUACUUGA